AUGCAUGAAACGUUAGGUAAUGUUAUUUGGAUCGCUGUUAAACCUAUUAUCAAGAUUUACUUGAUCAUUGGUGUUGGUUUCGGUCUUUGUAAAAUGGGUAUAUUAACAGCUGAUGCUACUAGAAGUAUUUCAGAUAUUGUCCUAACUGUUUUAUUACCUUCUUUAUCAUUUAAUAAAAUUGUGGGUAAUAUUGAAGACCAAGAUAUUAAAUUUGUUGGUAUAAUUUGUUUAACAUCAAUUUUAAUCUUUGGUACUGGUCUAGGAUGUGCAUAUAUUAUUAAAAAAACUUUACCUGUCCCAAAGGCUUGGGGCGGUGGUAUUCUAGCAGGUGGUAUGUUCCCAAAUAUUAGUGAUUUACCGAUUGCUUAUUUACAAACUUUAGAUCAAUCUACUAUGUUUACUACUGAAGAAGGUAAUAAAGGUGUUGCUAAUGUUAUUAUUUUCUUAGCAAUGUUUUUAUUCUGUGUAUUUAAUUUAGGUGGUUUCCGUCUUAUUGAAAAUGAUUUCAAUUAUAAAGAUGAAGAAAGUGGUGUUAGAGAUAGUGAAAUGUCAUCCGUUAUCUCUCCAUUAGCUUCUAUUCGUGAAGAAGACGAAUCUCCAAUUGGUAUUCAUCAUAAUGAUUUGUCCUCAUCUUCAUCCUUAAGUGGGAAAUCUCGUUCUGUGGUAAAUGGUGAAAAGAAUGGUUUUAAUAGUGGUUCUGUAACACCAUCUGAAGUUAAUCAUGAUCAAGAGAAAAAUAUGGUAACUAAGUUAGGUGCAGGUGAUUCAUCAUCCUUAUCUAAUCAAAACUUAGAUGAUUCAACUACUGAAGAUCUUGGUGAUAUGCCAAUGGCUGCAGUUAAUAACGAUUUACAUUCUGUUCAAUCUUCUAUUGCUACUUCUGUGGAUUCCCAAGCUUCUGCAGGUGACUACAACCGUGAAUUAGGUGUCCCAGCUGCAAGACGUACUAUGAGUCAACCAGUCGCUUAUACUGAAGAUGAUAAUGGUUCUAUGGGUAGACGUCAAACUUAUAGUCAAUAUAGUUUGAAUUCAGAAUUAGCCUUGACUCCUGUUCGUUCUUUAGAUAAACGUGAUUUCCCAACUGAAGGUCUUGACGAUAUCGUUAGAGAAUAUUCUAAUGUUGAUCAAUAUGGUGGAAGAAGAGCCUCUGUAGUUGCUUCUUUACAAAAUGAAGAUGCUUCUAAUGAUCAAGCUUCUCAUGUUUCAAGUCUACAAAGAAUUAGAUCAUCAAAUUUAACUAAAAUUUUAACAUCUGAUGCCACAGUUAGUAAGAAAGAUAUUGAAGAAUCUGGUGGUUCAUUACCAAAAUGUAUUAGGAAAUUCCCAUUGACUCCAUUCAUUGUCUUUUUCUUAAAGAAUUGUUUAAGACCUUGUUCAAUGGCUGUUAUUGCUGCUUUAACAAUUGCUUUCAUCCCCUGGGUAAAAGCUUUAUUUGUUACAUCUAGUAAUACACCAAAUAUUAAGCAAGCUCCAGAUAAUCAACCAGCUCUAAGUUUUUUCAUGGAUUUCACAAGUUACGUUGGUGCUGCCUCCGUUCCAUUUGGUUUAAUCUUAUUAGGUGCUACUCUAGGUAGAUUAAAGAUUAAGAAAUUAUACCCAGGUUUCUGGAAAUCAGCUGUCUUAUUAGUCUUUUUAAGACAAUGUGUCAUGCCAAUCUUUGGUGUCUUAUGGGCCGAUCGUUUAGUUAAAGCAGGUUGGUUAGAUAGAGAAAAGGAUGAAAUGUUACUGUUUGUUAUGACAAUCAAUUGGGCUUUACCAACAAUGACUACUUUGAUUUAUUUCACUGCAAGUUAUACACCUGUCGAUUGUGAGGAUCCAAUCCAAAUGGAAUGUACUGCAUUUUUCCUAAUGUUGCAAUAUCCCCUAUUGAUCGUCAGUCUUCCAUUCGUCGUCACUUACUACUUGAAGGUCUACUUGAAGAAGUAA
This is a messenger RNA of Maudiozyma saulgeensis, 1926 nucleotides long. The record is from the annotation of a GenBank genome assembly. Lineage: Eukaryota; Fungi; Ascomycota; Saccharomycetes; Saccharomycetales; Saccharomycetaceae.